This is a messenger RNA of Melanotaenia boesemani (Boeseman's rainbowfish), 7462 nucleotides long. Its product is annotated as retinal-specific phospholipid-transporting ATPase ABCA4-like. Lineage: Eukaryota; Metazoa; Chordata; Actinopteri; Atheriniformes; Melanotaeniidae. Gene Ontology annotation, molecular function: ATP hydrolysis activity; ABC-type transporter activity; ATP binding. The coding region runs from base 1 to 6957 and encodes 2318 amino acids. Gene Ontology annotation, cellular component: intracellular membrane-bounded organelle; membrane. The record is from RefSeq and is a predicted model, not a curated record. The transcript is spliced from 49 exons. Gene Ontology annotation, biological process: lipid transport; transmembrane transport.
AUGAAGACAGGCUCUCAAAUCCGCCUGUUACUAUGGAAGAACUGGACUCUUCGUAAAAGACAGAAGAUCCGCUUCCUGGUGGAGAUCUUCUGGCCGGUGUUGUUAUUCAUCGGUCUGGUGUGGCUGAGAAAGGCCAAUCCUCUGUACCAACAACAUGAAUGUCACUUCCCCAACAAGGCCAUGCCCUCUGCAGGGAUUCUCCCUUGGAUCCAGGGUGUCUUUUGCAAUGCAAACAACCCCUGCUUCCGAUAUCCAACCCCAGGAGAGUCACCCGGUGUUGUCUCCAACUAUAACAACUCAGUACUGGCACGGUUUUAUAUGGAUGCCCAGGAGCUUCUGCUCAAUGAGACGGAGGUCCAGCAGCUUAGCCGGCUUUGGCGUGAAAUGACAUCUUUCUCAACCUUUAUGGAUACUUUACGCAACAACCCUUCUGCAGUCUCAGGCCGUGGGCUGAAGGUAGACGAUAUUCUUAAGGAUGAUGAGGUUUUCACGGCCUUCUUGUUAAGAGAUGCCGGCCUUUCCGAUUCUGUCGUUUACCAGCUCGUCAAUGCAAGGAUACGACUGGAGCAGUUCGCAUUUGGUAUCCCGGACCUGCAGCUAAAAGACAUAGCAUGCAGCCAGGCCCUGCUGGAACGCUUCAUCAUCUUCCCCAGUCGUAUGGGACUCCACGGCGUCCGCAACGCCAUGUGUGCCCUCAGCCAGCAGAGGCUGCAGAGGGUAGAGGAUGUUCUCUAUGCAAAUCUGGACUUUUUCAAGAUCUUCCAACUGAUGCCUCAGGUUCUGGACAGCAGAUCCCAGGGGAUUGACCUGCAUUUCUGGGGUCGAGUUCUAAAGGCUACAUCGGAGAAGAUCCAAAGUCUGAUGGAGCGGGAGAGUUCUCAAGAACUCCUGAAGGCAGUUUCCUCUCUGUUCCAAGCUGGAGGUCCCUCCUCCUUUACUGAGUUGAUGUCCAGUGUGUCAAGCCUCUUCUGUGGAUAUCCAGAGGGAGGGGGAUCCAGGGUCCUGUCCUUCAACUGGUAUGAAGACAACAACUAUAAGGUGUUUCUGGGGGUCAAUGGCAGCAAGAGUCGUAACUAUGUCUACGAUGACACUGCUACUCCCUUCUGCAACGCUCUGAUGCAAACCCUGGAGUCCAACCCUGUCACAAAAAUUGUGUGGAAUUCAGUCAAGCCCCUGCUGAUGGGAAAGAUUCUGUACACUCCCGACUCCCCUGCCGUCCGCAAGAUAUUAAAGAGUGCUAACACUACCUUUGAGGAACUAGAGAGACUCCAGAACAUGGCCAAGGCCUGGGAGGAGGUGGGGCCUCAGCUCUGGGCUUUUUUCCACAACAGCGUCCAGAUGAACAUGAUAAGGGACACCCUGAGGAACCCGACAGUGAUGCACUUCAUGGACAACAGUCUGGUGGAAACAGACUUUACAACCAGAGAUAUUCUUAACUUUCUGCACAGUGGGCCGGAGGAGGAGAGGGAGGCAGGAAUGCAAAACUUUGACUGGAGAAACAUUUUUAACACCACUGACCAGAUUGUACGCAUGCUCAACCAGUAUGGUGAGUGUAUUAGUCUGGAUAAGUUUGUGGCCUACACGGAUGAGUCCCAGAUGAUCCAUCAGGCCUUGUAUUUGCUGAAGGACAAUAAGUUUUGGGCUGGUGUGGUCUUCAUGGACAUGUAUCCCUGGACUGUUAGUGUUCCCCCGCACGUCAAGUACAAGAUCCGCAUGGACAUUGAUGCAGUGGAGCGCACCAACAAGAUCAAAGACAGGUACUGGGAUCCUGGGCCCAGAGCAGAUCCCAUGGAGGACCAGAAGUACAUCUGGGGAGGUUUUGCUUACCUGCAAGACAUGAUUGAACAUGGGAUCAUCAAGCUUCACACAGGGAAUGACUGGCCACUUGGAGUCUAUGUCCAGCAGAUGCCAUAUCCUUGUUAUGUUGAUGACCUCUUUAUGAUCACCCUCAACCGCUGUUUCCCGAUGUUCAUGGUUCUGGCCUGGAUCUACUCUGUGUCUAUGACUGUGAAGAGCAUUGUGCUGGAAAAGGAGCUACGCCUCAAAGAGACCCUCAAAGCCAUGGGGGUUAACAACGGAGUCAUUUGGUACACAUGGUUCAUCGACAGCUUCAUUAUGAUGACUGCCAGUACGGCCCUGCUGACCACCAUCAUCAUGGGUGGGAAGGUGCUGAAUUACAGCAACCCGAUGCUCGUCUUCUUCUUCCUGCUGACUUUCACUGUGGCCACCAUCAUGCAAUGUUUCUUGAUGAGCGUGUUCUUCAACAAGGCCAAUCUAGCAGCUGCUUGCAGUGGUAUCAUCUACUUCACCCUCUACCUGCCUCACAUCCUCUGUUUUGCCUGGCAGGAUCGCAUCACUACAAGCAUGAAACUUGCUGUGAGCUUGUUGUCUCCUGUUGCUUUUGGUUUUGGAACCGAGUACCUGUCGCGGUAUGAGGAACAGGGUUUGGGUCUGCAGUGGAACAACAUCCAGACCAGCCCGUUAGAGAAGGACACAUACUCCUUCCUUACCUCCAUUCUCAUGAUGAUAUUUGAUGCUGUCCUCUACGCCUUCCUUGCUUGGUAUCUGGACAAUGUGUUCCCAGGACAGUAUGGGAUUGGUCGGCCAUUCUACUUCCCACUCCAGCCCUCAUACUGGCGAAGUUCGACACCCUCACACACAGAGAUGACAAAUCAUGCUCCUGAGAAACCUGAACCAGAGAAUCAAGAGAAGGAUAUUGAGAGCAGAGGCACGCCAGAGACUUACACCUGUAACGGCUCAGCCAGCAAGAAAAUAUGCAAGCACCAAAGUAAGAGAGAACGGCUGGAAAGAGAAAGAGAGCUUCUGAAACAACCAGAAGAAGCUCAAAACCAGGAAGAGGAGCAUCAGGACUGUGGGAAUGAAGGCCAGUUGUUCUUUGAGCCCGACCCUGUGGACCUGGUUUUGGGGGUGCAGAUUCAGGAUCUGGUGAAGGUGUUUGAUGGAAGCUCCCGUCCAGCUGUCAACUGCCUCAACAUCAAUUUCUAUGAAGGACAGAUUACAUCUUUCUUAGGACACAAUGGGGCAGGAAAAACUACAACAAUGUCCAUCCUGACGGGUCUCUAUCCUCCUACAUCUGGCACAGCCUACAUCAAUGGAAGAGACAUUAGAACUGACAUAGACAUCAUUCGGACUUCUAUGGGGAUGUGUCCUCAAUACAACAUCCUCUUCAAUCAUCUAACAGUGGAGGAGCACAUCCUGUUCUACUCACUGCUGAAGGGUCGAACUCGAGAGGAGGCAAGGAGGGAGGUGGAGGACAUGCUGGUGGACCUUGGACUGCCUCACAAGAGAGACGAUGAGGCUCAGAACCUCUCAGGCGGUAUGCAGAGGAAGCUAUCAGUUGCCAUGGCAUUUGUUGGAGGGUCGAAAGUAGUGAUUCUGGAUGAGCCAACCUCAGGAGUGGACCCCUAUUCCAGAAGAUCCAUUUGGGACCUCCUUCUUAAGUACAGAACUGGCCGUACUGUAAUUCUGUCCACUCAUCACAUGGACGAGGCCGACCUGCUGAGCGACCGCAUCGCCAUCAUCUCCAAAGGACAGCAAUACUGCUGCGGGUCCCCCCUUUUCCUCAAAAACUGCUUCGGAGUUGGUUUCUAUCUUACGCUUGUGCGCCGCAUGAAGGAUCUAAAGAAACGAGAGAAUGAAUGCGACUGUGCCUCAGACUGUUCCUGUGCCUGCUCCAUCUGCACCAGAUACAAAGAUCAAUCUCAGAAUCAGUUCCAGCAGCUGGACAGAGUUCUGGAUGGGGAUAUAGACAGCAUCACGAGUCUUAUCCAUCACCACGUCCCUGAGGCCAAGCUGAUUGAGACCAUUGGACAGGAGUUGACCUAUCUGCUCCCCAAUAAAGGGUUCAAACACAGAGCCUAUGCUAGCCUGUUCAGGGAGCUGGAGGAGACACUUGCUGAUAUGGGGCUGAGCAGCUUUGGCAUCUCUGAUACAUCACUAGAGGAGAUAUUCAUAAAGGUCACUGCAGAUGGAGAAGCAGCGAAUAACUCCGCCACUGCUGAAGAGUGGAUGAUACAGGGAAGAAAAAAUGGCAGAGUUGGUGUAGGAGGAAGUGAAGAACAUAACGGUAUAGACGGCACACACCAUGCAUCUGACAGCAGUGCAGGAAAAGGCUCCAGGCAGGUGAAAGGUUGCACUCUGGUCCUGAAGCAGUUCCAUGCUCUGCUGGUGAAGAGAUUCCACCACGCCAUGAGAAGCCAGAAAGACUUCCUGGCACAGAUUGUUCUUCCCGCCACGUUUGUCCUCAUAUCUCUGAUCUUCACCAUGAUUGUCCCUCCAUUUGGAGAAUAUCCCAGUCUGACCCUGAGCCCCUGGAUGUAUGGACACCAAUUCACCUUCAUCAGCAAUGAGCGGCCAUUUGACCCCAAAAUGAAACACUUUACAGACAGAUUCUUAACCCGACCGGGUCUUGGCACACGUUGCAUGCAGGGAGAACCACUAGGGAUGCCCUGCAGUAACAGCACGCCAGCAUGGGAGCAGCCUGACACCUCCGCUGUGGUCAUGAACAUCUUGCAGAGUCCUGAAUGGAAUCAGCAAAACCCAUCACCUUCUUGCCAGUGCAGCUCCAGUAAGAAGCUGACCAUGAUGCCCAUCUGUCCCAUCGGAGCUGGAGGCCUUCCCCCUCGCCAACGAUUAGAGGUCACAGGAGACACCAUGCUGGAUCUGACAGACAGGAACAUCUCUGACUACCUGGUCAAAACUUACCCCACUCUCAUCAGAGCCAGUUUGAAGAGCAAAUACUGGGUGAAUGAACAAAGAUAUGGGGGCCUGUCAGUUGGAGGGCAGCUUCCCAUCCUGGACGUAAACCCGACAGACAUCCAGAAUGUUUUCCAUCACCUGGGACGAAUGCUCAACAUAACUGGGGGUGACUAUUGCAGACUUGCACUGAGGGACUUUGGGACUUUCUUACGAUACAUGGAGAGUGAAUUUAAUGUAAAGGUAUGGUAUAAUAACAAAGGCUGGCAUGCCAUGGUCGCCUUCAUGAAUGUGGCCAAUAAUGCCAUUCUGCGAGCUUUCCUUCCCCCAUCUGCCAAACCCGUUGAGUUUGGCAUCACCGCCAUCAACCACCCUCUGAACCUCACCAAAGAGCAGCUUUCCGAAGUCACUGUGCUGACCACAUCUGUGGAUGCUGUAGUGGCAAUCUGUGUCAUCUUUGCCAUGUCCUUCAUCCCUGCCAGCUUUGUCCUCUACCUCAUUCAGGAGCGAGUAACCAAAGCCAAACACCUACAGUUUGUCAGUGGGGUCAGUCCGUUAGUUUACUGGGUGACCAACUUCUUCUGGGACAUGUUGAACUACUCCAUCAGCACUGCAAUGGUGGUUGGCAUUUUCAUGGCUUUUGACAAAAAGUGCUACACAUCAGAAACCAAUCUGCCAGCACUGAUAGGGCUGCUUCUAUUAUAUGGGUGGUCAGUGACACCGAUGAUGUAUCCCAUGUCCUACAUAUUCAGCAUCCCCAGCACUGCAUACGUGUCUCUGUCCUGCAUCAACCUGUUUAUUGGCAUCAACAGCAGCGCUAUCACCUUCAUCCUGGAGCUUUUUGAAAACAACCGGUCUUUACUGAUGUUUAAUGAGUGGCUAAAGAAAGGCCUGCUGGUGUUCCCUCACUUCUGCCUGGGACGAGGACUGAUAGACAUGGCCAUGAAUCAGGCUGUAACUGAUGUUUAUGCUAGGUUUGGUGAAGAGUACACCAUGGAUCCUUUCCGGUGGGACUUUGUUGGAAAAAACAUGGCUUUUAUGACAGUGGAAGGCUUUGUGUACUUUAUCUUCAAUCUUCUGAUCCAGUACCGGUUCUUCUUGGACCACUGGUUAUCAGAUCAUAAACCGACUCCAGUACAAGAUGAGGACGAUGAUGUGGCAGCAGAGAGGGAGAGGAUUUAUGAUGGAGGGAGCAAGACAGACAUCCUGCAUAUCCGUGAUCUGUCCAAGACGUAUGUGGGCAGAAAGAGGGCAGCUGUGGACCGGAUUUGUGUGGGAGUCCCUGCAGGAGAGUGUUUUGGUCUCUUGGGAGUUAACGGGGCUGGAAAGACGACAACCUUCAAAAUGCUGACCGGUGACACUGAUGCCUCUUCUGGAGAGGCUACUGUGGCUGGUUACAGCAUCCUGACAGAGAUCCUCGACGUUCACCAGAACAUGGGAUACUGCCCCCAGUUUGAUGCCAUCGAUGAGCUUCUUACUGGCAGGGAGCAUCUCUACCUUUACGCUCGUCUCAGAGGGGUACCUGAGUCAGAGAUCCCCAGAGUGGCAGAGUGGGGCAUCCAGAAACUGGGCCUGACAGAAUACGCUGGCUGCUGUGCAGGAACUUACAGUGGAGGCAACAAGCGCAAACUCUCCACAGCUAUCGCCAUGAUUGGCUGCCCAGCACUAGUGCUGCUGGAUGAACCCACUACAGGGAUGGACCCCCACUCUCGGCGUUUCCUGUGGAAUGCCAUCAUGAGCGUCAUUCAAGACGGCAGGGCUGUGGUGCUAACAUCACACAGUAUGGAGGAGUGUGAGGCUUUGUGCACUCGACUGGCCAUCAUGGUCAAUGGGACCUUCAAGUGUCUGGGUACUAUCCAGCAUCUCAAAUACAAAUUUGGUGAUGGGUACGUAGUAACCAUGAAAAUCAAGGCAGCUAAAGCAGGCUUGUCCCCAGAGCUUGAGCCUGCAGAGAGCUUUAUGGAAAGCUCCUUCCCCGGCUGUGUUCAGAGGGAGAAGCACUACAACACGCUGCAGUAUGAGAUUGCCUCAUCCUCCCUAGCCAGGAUAUUUCAGCUGGUAGUUGCCAAUAAAGAGAGGCUCAGCAUAGAAGACUACUCUGUUUCCCAGACAACACUGGACCAGGUGUUCGUCAACUUUGCCAAGCAACAGACAGGAGAGGACGAGGACGUCACAUUAAACAAGAGAACGGUGUGUUCAAAAAAAGACAUCAAGGUAGCGCCAGUGAAGAGGAAAAAAUGAAGUCACCUGUAAACAUUUGAAGAAAUAUUACUCUGUUAGACAUAAAAAAAUAAGCAGCUAUUUUUAAUAUUUUACUAGCCAAGUUGCUUCUAAGAAAGCGAGGCUCUCACAUGAUGAUGAUUUUUACAGCUACAGCCAAACUUGACAAGCCUCCAGCUGCAGAUGGAGGUUAUUUUCAUAUAAUAUAAUAAAAACACAAGCUGACUGUACUUCCACUUCAGACAAUGUUACUCUGACCAGCAGAGACUGAUGUAAACACAGCAAGAUAUUUCUGCUUAGACUGACUGGGUUGUAUAAAUAUGUACAUAUUGUAUGUGAAAUGAAUACCUAAGCACUCUAGAGGCUGUAUAUUGUCUAUAUGUUUGUUUAUCUAUUUUUAUCUCAAUUAUUGCACACAUUUCAAAUUUAUCUUCUGUGUUUAAAUGAAACAUUUUAACACUGAGUUUCAGACUGAAUACAAACCAUGUUUACCACUACUUCUGUUCUUUUCAGUCACAUUAAAACA